AUGCGAUUAAACAAAUUAGUAUUGAUUGAUCGUUUUAAAGCUUCUGAUAUAGGUGCAUCUCUAUAUAAAAUUCGUGAUGAUAGUGUUAAACUAAGACAUUUCCUUGGUGCAGACAACGAGAAUGAAAUAGAAGCCAUACUCUCAGAUCGUGAAGGUCAUUUCUUACAUGAAUAUAUUAAUGAUGAUGAGCCACUCUGGCCUAUUAUAGAUUUUGAUUUGCCAAUAGAAAUAUUAGAUGCUAUUACCCCCAAGCUUUCAGACAAACAG
Funneliformis geosporum is the source of this 267-nucleotide messenger RNA. The record is from the annotation of a GenBank genome assembly. NCBI's taxonomy places the organism in Eukaryota, Fungi, Glomeromycota, Glomeromycetes, Glomerales, Glomeraceae.